Messenger RNA from Diospyros lotus (date-plum), 962 nucleotides. RefSeq names its product transcriptional regulator SUPERMAN-like. NCBI's taxonomy places the organism in Eukaryota, Viridiplantae, Streptophyta, Magnoliopsida, Ericales, Ebenaceae. The record is from RefSeq and is a predicted model, not a curated record. The transcript has a single exon. The coding region runs from base 150 to 731 and encodes 193 amino acids.
UUUUUGUCUCCAUAUCCACUUAAUCAACCCCCUCCCCUUCCUAUUUAAACCCACUACUACUUCCAAGCUUCAUCCCCACGCCCAGCACUUUCAUCACAAUAAUUCAUCCCAAACCGUCAAUAAUUCCACGUACCUACCUAGCUACUACCAUGGCUGCCAAGCUUGCCCUUCUUUCCCCGAACCCUAGCCCUGCUGCCUCCCCAUGGACGUGGAAUUCCAAGCAAACCCUCCAAGAAGACGAUGAUUCAUGGGAGGUCAGAGCCUUUGCAGAAGACACCAACCAAGCCAUGGGCACCACCUGGCCGCCCCGUUCCUACACCUGCUCCUUCUGCCGGCGAGAGUUCCGCUCCGCCCAAGCCCUCGGCGGCCACAUGAACGUGCACCGCCGCGACCGUGCCCGGCUCCACCAGAAGCAGCCGUCCCCCACAGCCGCCCCCUCCACCCUCAUAAUCCCAAAUCAAGAAUUCGUCGGUAAUGGGGGACUCUGCGUUCUCUACUCCUUUCCAAACCCUAGUGGUUCGACUCUCUUCAAUCCUGCCACACUGAAUUACUCUUGCCCGCCGUUCAUUAAUUUUCCGGUGGGGUCGCCGAGCUCAAAUUCCUCUCUUGGUCACUCUACCAACACCGAAACUACUUCGACCUCGUUUGACACUGAUAAUCACCCGGAAACUUACAACUGUGCCAUUGAAGAACUUGACCUAGAGCUCCGGUUAGGGCGUAGUUCAUCAUGACCAACCACAGAAGCUACAGUGGAGUUUGAAGCUUAUAUACUUCUACUUUCUGUUUGAAAAAGGAGUGCCACAAAAUUAAUUUUUUUGUUACCUUUUUUUUUUUUUUUUUUCCUUUUUUGCUAAGUAAUCAACGUGUAACAUACAGUCUAUAGAAACUAUAUACACAUAUCAACAGUUCCUUUUUGGUUUUUUGCUAAGCUUAUAUAUACAUAUAAGACAUUUUGGUUUUUU